This is a messenger RNA of Pogona vitticeps (central bearded dragon), 3122 nucleotides long. The record is from RefSeq and is a predicted model, not a curated record. Lineage: Eukaryota; Metazoa; Chordata; Lepidosauria; Squamata; Agamidae.
GAACAAAAGGUGUAAUUGAAUAGGAUCGCUGGGUUUAAUGUCUCUCCUCCUCUCAGUAUGGUAUUGUUAAAGGACGGCAGAGGUGGAAUGGCCUGCCUUCUCCAAGGACACAACUGCCAUUGUUGGAACCACAGCACAACAACUCUCCAAAAGGCUAUGGACCAGGUUCGUUUGAAUAUCAGCCAGGAGAGCCAGGGAACAGAAGCAGGAGUAACAGCAGCUGAAACCAGGGUCAUCUGUGAGAGAACAACAGUCACACCCCCAGGGGAUGAUGGCUCCAAGAGGAAAAAAGCCACCUGGGGCAAGCACAAUACCCUCACAACGGGGCCAGCCACCAGCAGCGUUGUCUCGGCAUCCUUAGCAACCACAUCUCCCCUCAGUUCCAGAGCAUUACCUGGAAGUUCCAUGGUCGUCAGUGUUUGAAUCACCACCAGAGUCAUCACAUUCCGAAACUGCAAUCCAAACCUCCGCGGCGCAGGCUGUCUCUCACUACCGUGGGAAAACGCCCAUACUCAGGAGCAGGGAGACCACCCGUCAUUCCUUGAGACCACAGCAGGCCAGUGGCAAAGCGUUAAGUCUGUUCAAGGACUUCCAUCUUCGGCAGGCAAAGCCCAGGCAAGCGGGAGGGCUACAGUCACCGUUGUAAAAACAAAUUGUUUAAAAAUGCCGCCUGCAACAACAUCACUACAGUAUGCUCCCCCUGAUGGAGGAUGGGGCUGGAUCGUGGUCUUCGGAGCUUUCAUCUCCAUUGGGUUUUCCUAUGCAUUCCCUAAAGCUAUCACAGUGUUCUUCAAGGAAAUUCAGGAGAUCUUCGACACAUCAUAUAGCGAGAUAGCUUGGAUCUCAUCAAUCAUGUUGGCUGUGAUGUACGCAGGAGGGCCUAUAAGCAGUGUCUUGGUGAACAAAUAUGGCAGCAGGCCGGUCAUGAUAGCUGGAGGGAUACUUGCUUCAUUUGGAAUGAUUGCCUCUUCUUUCUGCAACAGUGUCCUGGAGCUUUACAUAUGUAUUGGUGUUAUUGGAGGUUUAGGCUUGGCUUUCAACUUGCAGCCUGCCUUGACGAUGAUUGGCAAGUAUUUUUACAAAAAGCGUCCCAUUGCAAAUGGACUGUCCAUGGCUGGAAGUCCAGUCUUUCUUAGCACCCUGGCACCUCUCAACCAAUUUCUUUUCAAUGCUUUUGGCUGGAAGGGAAGUUUCCUCAUUUUGGGAGGGCUCCUUUUGAACUGCUGUGUAGCAGGGUCACUUAUGAGGCCUGUCGGACCAAAUCCUUCAACGGCUGGAAAAAAAGAUGUUGAAAAGGGAAAAGGAGAUUCUGCUUUGCACAAGAAUGACAAGAAAUCCAUUUGGCAAACAAUCAACAAAUACUUAGAUUUAUCUCUUUUCAAACACAGAGGGUUUUUGAUUUAUCUGUCUGGGAAUGUUAUCAUGUUUCUCGGAUUCUUUGCUCCUAUUGUGUUCUUAGCUCCUUAUGCCAAGCACAAGGGAAUUGAUGAAUAUUCUGCUGCUUUUUUACUAUCCAUCUUGGCUUUUGUUGAUAUGUUUGCUAGGCCAUCCAUGGGCCUAAUUGCAAACUCAAAAUACAUACGACCCAAAAUCCAGUAUUUCUUCAGUUUUGCUGUUUUAUACAAUGGGGUCUGCCAUGUCCUGUGCCCACUGGCUGACAGCUAUUCGGGCCUUGUUGUGUAUGCUGUUCUUUUUGGAUUUGCCUUUGGAAUGGUUAGCAGUGUCCUUUUUGAGACAUUAAUGGAUCUUGUUGGAGCUGCAAGGUUUUCCAGUGCGGUUGGACUCGUUACAAUUGUAGAGUGCUGUCCUGUUCUUUUAGGUCCUCCACUGGGAGGUUUGCUUGUGGACAUAACCAAAGAUUACAAAUACAUGUAUUUUGUCUGCGGCGUAAUUGUCAUCGUGGCAAGCAUCUGGCUAUUCAUUGGGAAUGCAAUCAAUUACAGACUUUUAGCAAAGGAGAAGAAGUUAGAAGAUGAAAGGCAGAGAGCUCUGAAGAAUGCUGAUUCCAAGGAAGUAGAACCUUUGACCAGCAAAGAGAAAGAAGAAAUGGUCAACAGAUCAAGCAAAUUGCCAGAUAAUCCUUCAGAAAGAGAAACUAAUAUUUAACACUGAAUAUGUAGCUCAAAUAUGCAUAUUUAUAACUUCCAUUAGAGGUCUCUCUUCAACGUACAGGCCCGGUUUUGUAGUAAUUAUAAUCAGUCACAAUACUGAAUGGUUAUAGGAGUUGCAGGGGAGGAGAAUCCAGCCAAUUAGGUCACAAUCCUGCUCUUCCACAGAGAAAAUGAAAGGUGCUGAAGGAUUGUUUUUUUUCUUCCAGAAUUGCACUGUAACCUUUCCUUACCAUGCUACUCCUGCCUCAAGUAUGCUAUAUAAUAUACCUAUAAAUUCAUGGGUAGGUGGAAUGCUUCAGUAUCUUCCCUUGGGGUAACCUCAGUCUCCCAUGCUGUUGACCUGGGGUGUGAGCAUGCAUCAAUUUUAUUUUCAUUUCAUUCUCCAGAAUCACAUCAGUACACUUUUUCUGCCCAUGAUCCCUGUCAGCUUACGAGAUACUUUUUAAAAAUCCCCACAGAGAAAUUCAGGUGUAUUUUGAUAACUCUUCCUAAUGUAUGCCCUUCCCCACCCCUAUUUUUCUUAAUAUAUACAUUUUAAUAUAUUUUUCCAUGGGCAUGCUUGUUCAUAUUUAUCACAUAUGUGCAUUUUUAGUUGUGCGCAUUUACGACUGUAAAAUCUGAAAAGGAAAGAAUCAGAUAUGUACAAUUUCCCUUGAACGACUGAAACCAAAACUAUGAAUUGGAUCAAUUCCGUUUUCUAAAAAACAAACAAGCAAAAACUCAGUUAUUGAAAGUAUUUUUUCCACACAUACUUGUAUCAGGCAUAGCAUGGUUUGGGGAAAGAGUUUUAUGCUGCAGUCUUCUUGGGAGCUGCUGCCCCCACUCUAUGUUUCCAAUUUAUGGACGGAACAGGAUUGUGGUAUUACAUUUUAUUCUGGUGUCAAGAGUAUUGGAGCUCUUGCUGAAAUGGGUGCAGGUGAAUCAGUUCAAAUGCAGACCCUGGUUAAGGUAGAACUUUGUCUGUUCUUCCAGUAACAAAUGUUCUUGCUCAAUAAUAUACAUUGCAUAAAU